This is a messenger RNA of Stegodyphus dumicola, 1239 nucleotides long. RefSeq names its product transcription termination factor 1-like. NCBI's taxonomy places the organism in Eukaryota, Metazoa, Arthropoda, Arachnida, Araneae, Eresidae. The record is from RefSeq and is a predicted model, not a curated record. Gene Ontology annotation, molecular function: chromatin binding. Gene Ontology annotation, cellular component: nucleolus. Gene Ontology annotation, biological process: termination of RNA polymerase I transcription.
CGUAGGCAACGUUGUUUAAAAUGGCGCCAAGUCUUAGAUCAGAUUCUGUUCCAGAACUAAGUACUAUAGAAGAAAAGCUUGAUUUUACUCUUCCUGUUCUUCAUGAAGAUGAAUCCGUCUGUCGCCUUUCUAAAAGAAGGUUAAAAAUAUUAAAAGAUAAAGGUAUUCACAUAAAAAAGGGAAGAUGGACUCAAAAAGAAACUUCUGUUUUGGUAAAUAAUUAUCAAGAAUUUACGGAAAAAUUUGGAAUAGAUGACCCUGUUUUGAUUUUUGGAAUAGGCAAAAAUAGUGCCGAAAUACUACCAUUUUUGAAAGCUAAACAUUUUUAUGCAAGAUUAGGAAAAGGUUUAAAUGAUCGACCCCUAGCAUCUAUUUAUAGUAAAGCUAGAGUGCUUUUGAAUCCUUUGAGGAGAAACCGUGAUAAAUUUAGUAAAGCGGAAGUUUCUAAGUUAAUUAAACUACGUGAAAGAGGCUUAGGAUGGCCAGAAAUCGAAAAAAUAAUGAAAAAAAGUGCUGCAAGUUGUAGUGCCGCUUAUGCGUGGCAUAAAAAGAAAGUGAAUGGAGGUAAGUGGUCAAAAGAGGAAGAACAACAAUUAGUGAAAGCUGUAAAAAAAAUUGUUGGACCUAUUAAAUCAGUAAAGAAGAGAUCUAAUAUACCUUGGUUUAAAAUUGCUGAGUUAAUGCCAACAAGAAAUAGUACACAGUGUCGUCAUUAUUGGGAAUUACAUCUCUCAUGGACUUGUGAUGCGUCACAGAGAAAGAAAUGGACUACUCAUAAUCUUGCAAUGUUAAUUAAUAUACUUAAAAAUGAAUACUGUGUAGAAGAUGAAACUGAUGUUGACUGGAAAAAAAUACAAGAAUUUUUUACACAAUAUUCUCCAUCAUAUAAUUACUUGCGAAAAAGAUGGUAUCGUUUGAGAUCACGUGCGCCAAAAGGAAAAGAAUUUCGCGAAGUAAUUGAUUUUUAUUACAAAAAGUAUAAAGCAAUUAUAGAAUCUUUCAACAACAUAAAUCAAAGUAAUUGAAUGUUAAUUUCCAUCAUUUUCACUGCUAAAAUUUCUAUUUAUUGGUUCUUUCUAUUGGUCCUUUUGGCGAUUUUUUGAUUUGGCGACAAACUUCGGUCGCCAAUGUAUACCCGGCUUUGAAGAUCGGAAAGAAAUGGUGGAUUGUCAACAAAACCCGAUCAAUCCUAAAAAAUAAGCUCUUGAUCAGAAUAAACAGUCUUUCUCUAAUUUUCAA